UAAAGUUAAAUCUUUACCAGAGGUUGAUAUAUGUGAAGAGAUUGAUCGAGAUUCUGAUCCAUCAGAAGUCAAGAUACAGGCAGAGCAACAUAAUGAAGUUUUAAGAACAUCAGUGGUUCGUGAUCAAGUUGUACGGACUACACUUACCAGACAACUGGAGAAAUUUAAAGAUGAUCAUGUCCAAUUAUCGGCAAGAAAAAGGUGUAAUUCGAAUGAUUUUGAAGAAGGAUUCUCAACUCCACCAAAUAAAAUCAGAACCUCCAAUAGAAUGUCCCCGAAUGAGAGCCCACUCACAAUAAGAGAUUCAAAAAUAAUGUUGGAAGCUUUUGAUGAAAAUUUUGCGUCGGAUCUGAAAGAGAAAGCUCAACUAUCUACCACACCUUUUCUGCCGAAAAAACGUGCGCGCAACACACAGCAAGAGGCUGAAAAAGAUGUUACAGAUGAAGACUUGGCGAAUUCAGUGAUCGAUGCCUCCAGCACUUUCGGCAAAGUUAAAUUUCCGUCAUAUUAUAGUAAACUUAAAUCUAUCUGGAACAAUCAAGAUGCUACGAACUAUCAUAUUAUCGAUUUAGGGGAUAAAGAUACAUCGCAUAUGGUUCAUGACCUUUUAGAUGAGAAUGAGUUAAAAUCGUUGUUUAAGAGGUUAGUGUUGGAUGAUGAGGAUAUUUGGGACGAAGUAGCUCGCAGUGAUCUUGUAGAUGAAAAUAAUGAAGAGACGAGAAAUAUGGAAGGAGAUGACAAAAAGUUUAACAAAUCAAUUGUUAAAAUGGAGGAAAUAGUGCAUCAGCUGGAUUGCUUACCCGAAAAAUAUCACUACCUAUCCAACACUUUUCCUAUGUCGGCGCAAUAUUAUGACCAAUCUAAAAUGCCUGAUAUGUUUAUUGUUAAGAGCGUCUCUAGUCACCUUGAUACUAUCACAAAGAUGAAUGGUGCCAUGAAAAACACCCCUGAACGUACAUGGACAACUCACCGAAGUAUUUCUACAAAAAUAGAUGUUCAAGAAAAUGGUUUUAAAGCUGAUGGUGUAUUAGAGUUUUUUGAGCGACCCAUGCAAAUUCCAUUGUUUUUACUCGAGGUAUCAGAAGGUCCCAAUAAUCCGGACCCAGAUAAAAUUAAUGAAGAUAGACAGAAGUUGAUGAAUGAGGAACGGGACUGCUUGGCUCAAGGAUUUGGUGAUAAUGUUGAAAUUGGCCAAAUGAUAUUUAUUGGACCUGGAUUGUACUUGUUCUCACCAUUUACAAUUCCAGCUCUCGUCAUCCCAACUUCUACUGAUAACUUAGAACAUGUACCUCGACUUAUUCGAACACUCUUAUGUUUACGAUAUAAUGUUCUUAAGGAGGUUAGGAUGUUUGAGAAAUUUAAAAAGGAAGGGCAACGACGUAUCGCGAAACCUAAAACCAAAUAUCCAACUGGAGUUACACCAGAACGGCCAAAAACUGUGACAUUUGCAGAUGUUAAAAUUAUUGAAACAGCGAAUCAUUGUGCUCGAGAACCCGAGAUUAA
Molecule: messenger RNA, 1503 nt
Organism: Acaulospora morrowiae
Lineage: Eukaryota; Fungi; Glomeromycota; Glomeromycetes; Diversisporales; Acaulosporaceae
Source: the annotation of a GenBank genome assembly